Anastrepha ludens (Mexican fruit fly) is the source of this 1689-nucleotide messenger RNA. Its product is annotated as 3-oxoacyl-[acyl-carrier-protein] synthase, mitochondrial. The coding region runs from base 57 to 1439 and encodes 460 amino acids. Gene Ontology annotation, biological process: fatty acid biosynthetic process. NCBI's taxonomy places the organism in Eukaryota, Metazoa, Arthropoda, Insecta, Diptera, Tephritidae. Gene Ontology annotation, molecular function: 3-oxoacyl-[acyl-carrier-protein] synthase activity. The transcript has a single exon. The record is from RefSeq and is a predicted model, not a curated record.
UAAUGUUUUUUUAUAUUAUGAGAUAACGAUUCCAAUACAAUCAAAAUAUACAGUCGAUGAAACGUGCCACUGAAAAAAAUAUGGCUAUAACAGCAUAUGCUGCUAGGAGUAUAUUCAACGUAUCGUUUGGUAGCAAACUUCGUUAUUUCUCUACAGCCAACAGUGAAUUAUCUAGGCGAAGAGUUGUCAUAACUGGCAUCGGCGCAGUUUCCCCUUUAGCGAAUAAUGUAUCGGAAGCUUGGUCACGUCUCUUAGCUGGGGAGUCAGCCAUUUCAAGGUUAAGUGAUCAAUACAAAGGACUGCCAUGCCAAGUAGCAGCGCAAGUUGCGCGGGAUCAACUACAAAUCGAAAAGCAUUUUACCAAAAGUGAUUUGAAGAUUAUGAGCGCAGCCACACAACUGUCCAUUAUAGCAGCGGAGGAAGCACUCUCAAAUGCCAAAUUACAGCCAAGUGAGUUAACAACCGAAGAACGGGAACGAUUUGGUGUAUGCGUUGGUAUGGGUAUGUUUGACUUAACGGAAGUGUAUGGCGCUUGGCAACAGCUACAGCGAGGAUACAAUCGUGUAAGUCCAUUUUUUGUUCCUCGUUUGCUACCCAAUAUGGCAUGUGGCCAUAUAAGUAUGCGAUAUGGGUUACGCGGUCCUAAUCACUCAGUAUCAACAGCAUGCGCUACAGGUGCACAUGCCAUUGGUGAUGCCUUGCGUUUCAUACGUAAUGGGGACGCAGACGCAAUGCUGGCUGGCAGUGGCGAAUCAUGCAUUGAUCCACUAUCAAUUGCUGGGUUUUGCCGACUGCGUGCACUUAGCACAAUACACAACGAUACACCAUUGACUUCAUCACGUCCUUUUGAUAAACAGCGUGACGGUUUUGUCAUGGGUGAAGGUGCGGCAGUACUGGUACUCGAAGAGCUGGAGCAUGCACGUAAACGUGGUGCACCCAUAUUGGCAGAGCUUCUAGGUUACGGAUUAUCUGGUGAUGCCUAUCACAUAACUUCACCCAGCGAGGAUGGCACUGGUGCCACGUUAGCAAUGCAACGUGCAAUAGCUGAUGCAAGAGUGCUACCAACAGACAUUACCUAUGUAAAUGCUCAUGCGACAUCAACACCUACAGGUGAUCGCAUUGAAGCCCAUGCUAUAGAACGCGUCUUCGGCGAACAUGCAUCACGUGUACGUGUAUCCUCGACGAAAGGUGCUCAUGGACAUUUGUUGGGUGCGUCGGGUAACUUGGAAGCAGUUUUUGUGGUGCAAGCCUGUGCGGAAAACCAACUUCCUCCAUCUAUUAAUAUUGAGAACUUAGAUGAGAACAUUAAUGUAUCCAUAGUACAAAAUAAAUCAGAACCGUGGUGCAAUGAUGCAAAGGCACCAAGAAUUGCGUUGAAGAAUUCCUUCGGGUUUGGUGGCACAAACGCUUCACUUUGCAUUGCCAAUUAUUGUGAAUAAAUUCCAUGAGUGGAGUGUUGCAUUUCGAUAUUUUGUUAUAACUUGAGCGUGCUUUUGCAAAGCAAUAAUUAUUUUCUAGUUAUCUACAUACAUAAAUUGCUUACGAUGAGUAUAUAUGUACAUACAUAUGUAAGUAGAAAAUGUCAAUGUGGUAUAGAAAUUUUAUAUUCUAUAUAAGAAUGAACGGUUGGAAGCAUUGAUUAAAAAAGACCAGCGUUUAAAAGAAUGAAUAAAGAAAUAUAACUAUUUA